GUCUAUGGUAUACACUAUGGAAUCUCUCGUAUCUUCGAAUUAAAGAUUAAACAUUUUUAAAACCAUGCUUUAAGGAAUUUAUGUAAAUAAUAAGAAAUUUAUAAACAAUCUCUAAUAUGAAUCAGAUAAAAUCGUAUCCUUUCUAGCACUCGAAACUUCAAAUAAAAUGGCAGGACUAGAGGAAUAUAAUGUGAGAAAAAUAUACGGUUUCGAUUCAAGAACCGGAGAUAUUUGGAGUGAAAAUCAGCAAUUUCCAAACGAAAUUUCUGAUGAAAAUUUCCCGCAGCAAAUACCAAUAACCUUGAAAGAAUUAUCUCCUAGUGACGAAUUGGAAGUUAAAAGAUAUGUUGGAAUUUGUGUGGGGCUUGUGAGUUUAAUUACUGAAAAUUUAUUGUGUCAUCCCUUUCUUGUGUUAAGGAGACAAUGUCAAGUACAUUACAAUUCCAAACGUUAUCACAUUAUCCCUGUGACACUUGUACCUGUAAUCAUACAUUUACACCAGCGACAAGGAAUUACUACACUAUGGAAAGGUAUUGGAAGCGUUCUGUUAGUUCGAGGAAUGAUUCUUGCAGUUGAAGAUUUAGUUUCAAAAAUAACACCCUGGCCAAAGGAAAUAACAAUAAACAGCUCACUCAAAUCUUUUGGGCAACAUUUAUUAUUGAAAUGUGUCAGUUUAUCGAUAAUUACACCAUUUUACUCAGCAUCAUUGGUAGAAACUGUACAAAGUGAUAUUGCAAGUGAAAAACCAGGAAUUUUAGAUGUUUUUCGAGAAGGUACGGUAAGAUUAUUAAGUUGGGGUUCACCGAACAAAGGUAGAAUGUUACCCGUUUGGUCCUUAGUCAUUCCGACUACAACGUUAGGUUUAGCCAAAUAUGUAUGUGGACUGAUUGUUAGUGGAGCUUCAUUUCGAAUUAUACAAGCACGUCAACGGCAACGACAAGAAAAACAAGGGGCACUUUCUAAGGAUAUUUUAUCGCAGUCAGCAAUACAAGAUAUUGAGCUAAAUUCUACUCUAAUCGGAAUGAUUGUUUCGGACGUAAUUUUUUAUCCAUUUGAAACUAUCUUACAUCGUUUACAUUUGCAAGGAACUCGAACAAUUGUGGAUAAUUUGGAUACUGGUUAUUCAGUUUUACCAAUACUUACCAACUAUGAAGGUGCUGGUGAUUGUUAUGAAAAAGCAGUAUCUACCGAAGGAAUAUUUGGAUUGUAUAAAGGUUUUGGGGCGUUGUUAUUCCAAUUUGCUGCUCAUAUUGCUGUUAUACGUUUAACAAAACUAAUCCUUACAGAAUUAUCAGAAUUAUUUAAAUCAACACCGAAAGUAGAACAAAAACCACCGUUUGUAGUUGAACCAUACCCUAAUCCUUAUGCGUCCAACGAGUCAUAUUUUAUACCGUAGUUGAAUUUAAGUUUAAUGUGAUUAAUAUUAUUAUGCAUAGAUAAUAAAUGUGUUUUUUUUUAGUUCACGUUUUAAAAAUGUAUCGUUAUUGUUUAUUUAAGUUAAAAGUACUUAUAUCAGUUUCUGUUUUAUAUAUAAGCAUUAAAAAAUAUUGAUCAAUUCUUUUCUAAACU
This is a messenger RNA of Chrysoperla carnea, 1569 nucleotides long. Its product is annotated as solute carrier family 25 member 46-like. NCBI's taxonomy places the organism in Eukaryota, Metazoa, Arthropoda, Insecta, Neuroptera, Chrysopidae. The transcript has 8 exons. Gene Ontology annotation, cellular component: mitochondrial outer membrane. The coding region runs from base 167 to 1396 and encodes 409 amino acids. The record is from RefSeq and is a predicted model, not a curated record. Gene Ontology annotation, biological process: mitochondrial membrane fission; mitochondrial fission.